AUGCCAGUCCCUGCGGUGGGAUCAAGCUUGCGGCUCAGUCCAGACGAAUCACAAGCACUGAGGUCCCUGCCGGCUGCGGUGCAGAUCAUAGCAAAAAGGGCCCUGCAGGGAUCCGUUAAAGAUCUAGAAAGGCUGCUCGAUGUGAUCUCGGUCAAAACUGCUUCUCGUGCUGUUUGCUUGGUGCCCAUCUUUCACGCGACGCUUGAAUCAGUUCAAGUACCAAACUACAUCAACUCCAACACUACUCCUGCCAUCAUGCGUGCGAAAUGGGCCCUUAUGGGCCUGGUGGAGUUUUGCACGAUCGCCCCCUUAAUUUCUAAUGGUAUGGACGACCUUGAGACAAAGUAUAUUGUGAGGAGGUGGGAUCAAAUAUUCCCAUGGAUGCGGUUCUUCGCUCGAAACUGUCUCCCUCCUCCUUAUGAUGUCUCGCUCGCUCCUCCGCGUCCUGAUCUUUGCGACAUGUUUGAUGCUGCAAAAUUGUGCAUUCACCCGCUCACAUUCAUCUGCCACAACUCGGAGGAGGUGCGUCACAUGCUCCGGUCUUCCGCAUCUGUCCAACACUUUGUCGCACAGCUGUGGAUAUUGGUUGGAAACCUCAAGGGAGAUGUGCUCGAAGGCGAUCCUAGAAUUACAAAGGACAACCUUGUUUCUAUGUAUCGGGCGUCUUUUGCGCUAACAAACUAUGUUUGCGUAUCUGAAUCUGAAGAUUCAGACAAACUCACACUUCCGUUAUCGAAUUUUAUACAUGCUGCCGGUGGGGUGAAGCCCGUUGUCUUCACCAUUCUCAGAUAUAUCCGUCGGAUUACCAGAGAUGCCGCUAAGGUAGAAGAACCUCGAUCGUGGACACCACAGGACCAGAACGUACAACAACUCUAUCUCUUCACUAUCGGUCUCAGUUAUACCUUCGACUUCCUCCAGACCAUCAGUCGCCAAGACCCUUCAUGCCGCUCACAACUUAUCCGUCAAGGUUCCAUUCGCGUAGUGUUGGACGCGAUCACUCAGAUCUUGCCGAAGAUCUUGGUGCAAGCAAACAAUGAAAUGGAUCUUGAUCCAGAGAUGGGACUAGGGACCAGACAGGAAGUCAUAUGGAUGGGGUACUUGUACAUUGCAUCUGCUAUUCGUGAUGCAGACGACGGGGUAACAGGCAUAUGCCAGGCAAUAGAUGCUGGCAUCCUUGAAACUAUGAGGAAAGGGGCUACUUGUGCCUCUCACUCUAACCAUCGCAAUCGCCUGCCCCGUGGCCGCAUGGGUGACAUGGAGUUACUCCUCCUUCUUCCCACAUUUUUCAUAUAUCACAGAGUCGUCGAUUCUAUUUCCCAACACUGGUAUCGCAUAAAAAAUUCUCCUAUGCCAGUAGACAAACGAGAGGUACGCGACAAAGGGUUGGGGGGUGUCCUCCAAAUUGUCCUGACGGCUACGACCCAUGCCAUGGAACAUCGCGCUGUCAAGCCUAUGAAUUUCCACGAAUGCAGGUGCAGUGGUCCAGGAUGUCAGAUGCACGCAUCUGAGUUUGUCGGCAAAAUGCGUCGGUGCUCAGGCUGCUUAAUAUCCCUUUAUUGUUCGGAGAAAUGCCAAAGGGCUGCUUGGCGCAGUGGACACAAGAAGUGGUGUCAAGUUCUGAGGUGCACCGUCGGGCCGUGGGGCUCACGCGAUAUCCGCAAGAGCCUCCAAAUCACUGGAGGCUUUGAAACCAGUACAAUUUCAGAAAGGGGCAAAGACGUGGAAGCACGCGUUCGCAAAGCACGGCAACAGUUCCCUGCAUUCAGUAACAAACUUGUACUCAUGCUCGACAUGACUGUGUUUCCGACGGAGAUCCACGUACUUCCCCUGCACAGACUUGAGCAGUUCCCUGGCAAGGACCCCAUAUGGCCAGAGAUCGCUGACGAGAUUCGCGAACGAAGCGACUCACCACUGAAAGGAUAUAUGUUUUCGGUGGUCAAGGUCCAUCUGGGGAACUCGAAGUUUACGCUGUUCAGCCCAAGCACGGUGUUGAGUAUGGCAUUCUAG
Molecule: messenger RNA, 2007 nt
Organism: Suillus paluster
Lineage: Eukaryota; Fungi; Basidiomycota; Agaricomycetes; Boletales; Suillaceae
Exons: 4
Coding region: 1-2007 (668 amino acids)
Source: RefSeq, a predicted model, not a curated record